GUUGGAAAACAGAAUUUUUGUGCCCUAACAAUUUAAAUUCUUCUCAUCCCUUCUUCACUGAUGGGGCCGUAUUUUGCUGGCAACAUUUCUCACUCCUUUGAACCACUUUUAUCACUAUAUUUUCCUUUGCAAUGCUUUGUGCUGCCUUUGGUUGUUGUUCUAAUAGACCGAGAAGACUUGUUAACGUACUUGUAUGCCUUACUGCCAACACUGGAUUUUGUUCUCUGGGUUUUUACCAAAACCUUUCUGAUUUUGGUUUACUGUUUCGUUUCCAUAGAUUUUCAAACCUCUGAGCUGCAUCGUCUCUUUCAAAGGCACUGUCUCUUUCAUCUAUGUCUCUCAUUACACCAUGCACAACAUAUAAGGUGAUUUCUGCCUCAAAACUCAGGUGGAAAAAGAGUCAAUUUGCCAUUUAAACAAAUUACUAAAAUAUCUCUUACCUCUCCUACCCUUGAGACAGGCAUUACGAUAGGAUGUUGAAAGUAAGAAAUCCCACAUUUUGAAAAUAUUAUACAAAAAGUCACAUUACGAGCAGCUGCAGUGAAGUUAAAAGCAAAAGCCAGGAUAUUCCAGAAAUGGAAGCAUGCACAUUAAUCUGUGUUUUUUGACUACCUGGUAUCAUGUGUUGUUCUGACAUAAGAUCUUUCUCUUCAAGCCCUCCUCCGAUUCCCAUCGAAUGGUGGAUGAACUCCCAUUGGGUGCAGUUUUGAAGCAAACCAUCAGGUCCCACUUAAUUCUGCCUCUGCUUAGGAAACCACCCAUGAGCGUCCUCAAGCCUGAAAACCAAAGUAUUCAGCAUACGCCAUAGAAAACUGAUGAAAUGGAGACUUGUGAGGGUUUCCAGCCUUAGGCCGAUCCAAUCCACAGGGACAAGACCCUGGCUUUAUGGUACUCAGAUGCUGCUGGAGGCGUGUGCUCGUGGUAAUGUUCAGCACUUCAUCUACACCAGCAGCAUAGAGGUGGCAGGCCCAAACUGCAAGGGUGACCCAAUUUUCAACGGUGAUGAAGAUACACCUUAUGAGAGUACAUCCCGAUUUCCUUAUGCUCAGAGCAAGAGGCUGGCAGAGGAAUCUGUGCUGAAGGCAGAUGGCCAGAUGUUGAAGGACGGAGGCAUGCUUGUGACCUGUGCCCUGAGAUCCAUGUACAUUUUUGGAGAAGGAUGUCCAUUUCUUCAAGGUCAUUUGGAUAAGUGUCUGCUGAAUAAAAACAUCUACCUGCGUUUCUCCAGGAAGGAGGCUUUAGUAAACCCUGUGUAUGUGGGGAACAUUGCCUGGGCACACGUGCAGGUGGCCAAAGCUUUGCAGGUCCCACAGAAAGCCAGACACAUCAGGGGGCAGUACUACUACAUCUCAGAUGACACUCCUCACAUGAGCUACGCAGACCUCAAUUACGAGCUGACCAAGGAGCUGGGCUUUGGAAUUGAGCCCUGGCUCCCCAUGCCUCUGACAAUGCUGUAUUACUUCUCACUGCUGUUGGAGAUCGUGAGCUUCAUGCUCAGGCCCUUUGUCAGAUACAUCCCCUCAACCAACCGCCACCUGGUCACUCUGCUGAACACCCCCUUCACUUUCUCCUACAGAAAGGCACAAAGGGAUUUUGGCUACGUGCCCCGUUACACGUGGGAAGAGGCAAAGAGGUACACCAGCCAGUGGAUUGCCUCUAUUGUCCCACAGAGGAGGGAGUACUUAAAAAGCAAGAAAGCCUAAAUGCUAAGAAGAGCAGAGGCCUGCCUCACCAAGGCUGGCCUCUCUUGAGCCAGAGGGCAGCUGGGUAAACAGCAACAGCAGGUAACUACCCAGUGUUUAAUUGUCAAGAGAGAAAAAGAAAGUGUAACAGCACCCUCAAUCGUCCCCAGAACCAAAAUAAAUAUAGGUGAAACGUCCGUUUGUUUGUCAAGAACAGUCUGAUAGGAGUAAUGUUAUUGUAUAGUCCUAUACUUGGGCAGCAUGAAGAUGUUGAAUAAGACUCCACACAGCCCUUCUUUUGACUCCACAUAUUCUAUAAGGCUUUUUAAAGGAAUAAAGGCACAGUUUACCCAAGAACGAUGACUGUAAUUUACAAGCGUGCCUUGUUAAGCUAUACCCAACUCAUUCAGCAUUAUACAGCAGGCAGAAGCCACUUGAUAGCAAAAGCAGUUACUAAUCUUGCUCACUUUUUCAAAAAUGUUGCCCAGCUUUCUGCAGUACUGACUCUACAAUCUGAGAGGAAAUAGGGGCAGAGCAAGCCAACAACACAGUGUUCGGUGCAACAUUAUCUUUAAUGAAGGCAGCUCUGUAGAGGGAAAGGAACAAAGUUAUGUCUGUUCUUUAUCUCUUCUCAUUUUCCUAGUUAAGACUUAUCAAACUUGAUGGCAGCCCAGGAGAACUAGAGCUGCUACAUGAUGGAAAGGAGAAAAAUACUGCAGGACAGCCUUGGUCACUGAAGACAUUCCACUGCAGAUUCAAGAUGUUUGAGAACACUGAAGAAAUGACAAACAUGGCUGAAAAGAAAUGUAACACUAUUUUCAGGUUUCACCUGGGAGCAAAGGUUAACAUUAGCCAGUAGGUGCAUGUAUCCUGUUCCUGUGUUUUUUCCUUCUGGCUCUGUGCAGCUUGAGUUGUGAAAGAAAACAAUCGAUUCAUUUUGUUUUGUUAUUGUUUGGUUUUGGGGGUUUUUGUUGGUUUGUUGUGGUUGUUGUUGUUGUUGUUGUUGUUUUGUCUCAAACGUAGCUUUGUGAGGCCUUUUUGAUUUUGGAUAAGAGAUGUGUAUGUACGUGGUAG
Meleagris gallopavo (turkey) is the source of this 2756-nucleotide messenger RNA. Lineage: Eukaryota; Metazoa; Chordata; Aves; Galliformes; Phasianidae. The record is from RefSeq and is a predicted model, not a curated record.